GUGGCACCGCUAGCAAGGGGCGGAAGUAGCCUCGCGGGUCUCCUGAGUCCUGGCUGACUCGUAUCUCUCGGUGUUCCCCAGUCCGCUGUCACUGUCACUCCUCUCACCGCCCACACAGCUGCAUGUCACGGCGCCGUCUCCGUGCUUCUGCUCAGCGGACCUCCUCGUGCAGCUGAGGGGCGCAGCAUGAGAGCAGGCCUGCGUGCCGUGUGACUCAGCGCUCCGUCGCCAUGGAGAAGCCCUGGAGGCUGUGGGCGGGAAUAGCGCGUUGUGCCCUGACUCUGGCGUCCUGGUCCUGGAGUGCUUGUCGAGUCUCCCUGUUGGCCCUCAUCCUCACCUUCCACCUGUAUGGGGGAUUUGUUCUCCUCGCACUUAUCCUCGCCUCUGUGGCAGGCAUUCUCUACAAAUUUCAGGAUGUGCUCCUCUACUUCCCGGACCAGCCCCCCUCCUCUCGCCUUUAUGUUCCCAUGCCGACAGGAAUCCCUCAUGAGAAUGUGUACAUUCGCACCAAGGACGGCGUGAAGCUCAACCUCAUCCUGCUUCGCUACACAGGUGGUGACGCGCCUCCCGGAGUCAACCCCGGCAGUCAAAGCAGCCCCACUUCCUCUGCUCCGCCGACCAUCCUUUAUUUCCAUGGCAAUGCGGGUAACAUUGGUCACAGGGUGCCGAACGCGCUGCUUAUGCUGGUCAAUCUGAAAGCCAAUGUGGUGCUGGUGGACUACCGUGGCUAUGGAAAGAGCGAGGGUGAGCCCAGUGAGGACGGGUUGUACCUGGAUGCCGAGGCCACGCUGGACUACGUCAUGACCCGUCCUGAUCUGGACAAGACGAAGGUGGUUCUAUUCGGCCGCUCUUUGGGGGGUGCCGUGGCCGUGCGCUUGGCGUCGGUCAACCCUCACCGCGUAGCAGCCAUUAUUGUCGAGAACACUUUCCUCAGUAUCCCCCACAUGGCCGCGACGCUCUUCUCCGUCCUGCCCAUGCGCCUGCUGCCCUCGUGGUGCUACAGGAAUAAGUUCCUGACCUAUCGACAGGUGGCGCUGUGCCGCAUGUCCUCUCUGUUUGUGUCCGGCCUGUCGGACCAGCUCAUCCCGCCGGUCAUGAUGAAACAACUGUACGAGCUGUCUCCCGCGCGGACUAAACGUCUGGCCAUCUUUCCAGAGGGCACGCACAACGACACGUGGCAGUGUCAGGGCUACUUUGCUGCUUUGGAGCAGUUCAUGAAAGACCUGCUGCAGAGCCACGCCCACGAGGAGAGCGCUCAGCCCUCAUCGAGCGUCACCAUCAUCUGAGAGGAACAGCCGGGGACUGACUCCAGAUUACGAGCUGGAGGAAUUGACGGCUGUCGAAGGCUUGAUUUUAUGGACUUAAUUCAUUUUUUGGAAAGAAUGUACUUUUUCUUUUAAUGCUUUUGUCUGGGUUUCUAUUUUAUUUCACUCUUUCUACAUUUUCCCUUUCUGCAAAAUGUAAUAUUUGUUGACACGAUUGACUCGUUCAAGGUUUUAAACGAGGGUAACAAUUCCCUCAGGCCGUCUUCUCUGUUCCAGCUGUGAAUGUGUAUGUGUGACCUGAAACGAAUGAAGCCAGAGCACACGCCCACACUGCAGGACAUGUGACCACCGCAGAGACUUGCUGUGAGGGGUCUGAUGGAAGGAGUUACUGAGACACGUGCUCAUCGUCUAAAGACCAAUGACCCGACAACAUUUCAGAGCAAACUGAUUGUGACUAAAUACACUUCUUCUGGUCACCAAAAUGAGACACUGAAGAUAUGUUGACCUAAGCUGUAUAUAUCUUUGUUUAUACAUAAUUGCACUUUCUUUUUCUGAUUUAGCCGAGUAGGCUAACGUCUUCUGAGCGGUCCUUUGAGGGGCAUUCAGAUGUUUGUUUUCUCUCAAACUGGUGAGGAUCAUCAUCGCAGCAGCUUGGCAUGACGUUGUAGUGAUGACUAUUUAUAUAUAUAUAUAUUGAUAAGCUACAAGAUAUUCUCCCUGUUUCUGGGUCCCGUUAAAAUACAUCGAGCCCAUUUUCUACUGUUGACGACUCGAGUUGCUCCCGAUGCCUUUGGGUCCUGUCGGCGCGUUUCCUGUGUGGUGGUGUUAAUAAACGGUGGGUGCAGAUCUAUUCAAGUCUAUCGUAGUGCAACAGCACAUGCCCAUGUGUACACCGACAUGUUACUGUCCGCUGUAACUAUCCUCACUGAGGGUGAAGAUAGGUUUAUAAUGUCAAAUGCAAAAGUAAAAACCAGUCGAGCGGAGAAUAAAAUGAGGCUUCAACAGUCUCAGAGGAAUCUAGGAGGUCAUUUUCAAAGUAAAGUCUGGAGUAGGAAAUGCUCAUCGCCCUAGAUCACAACAGUCUGGUUAAUAAUAUAAAACAUAUUGUAGAGGAAAGGAACAUUUAAUCUCACUGACUUAUCUGUGCCCUGUCUCUGACACUCUUAUAUGACCUGCAUUGGAUUUAUUGAUGUCCAGUAGAGACUUUAAACAGGGUUAAAACAUUCUGUGAAUUUUAAAAGUUGAAACUCCUCGUGAGAUUUAGCAGGAACUUGAAUCAUCUGGGAUUUCAUUUACCAUGUCAUAGGUGCAAAACCUUUUACCACAUCAUAUAUGCAGAUGUAAUCCAUCAAUAAGAAACAUUGGUAUUCUGAUAAAAGAACUGUACAUAUGACCUUUAACCAAAACAUGCCAUAAGACCCAGCAGGACACACUGAGCCUUUGCCUCCACAGGCGGAACGAUGAUAGCGACCAAUUACUAUCAGUAUAUAUAUAUAGAUAUAUAUGUGAGUAUUGUAUUCAGAUAGUCUUGAAACAAAAAUGAACAUAUUCUUUAGAGACUUGAGAAAUAAUGUGAGUAUGUUUGAUCAAAUGUAAUUGUUUAUUUGCUGUUGUCGGCAUCAUGAUCCUUUAUUGGAAGGUGUUCUGUUCUCGUCUCCCCCCUGAGAUGAUUUGGCAAACGGGCCGUUAACGAGCCGGUUAACGGUUCCUCGUGUCUUCCAGGGAGGAGAGGGGCGCCUGAAGCCGUGUGUCCUCUGCUGUCCUCCUGCAACUCGCCGCACUGCAGUGGCGUUCACGUCUGAUCGUGUUUCUAAAACGUGAGCUAGACUAUAUCCAAAAACCAGUCAAACACUUAAUUCGUCUCAAAUUAAAACACGGUCAAAAGGCUCCUGUGAAUGUAAACGGUGUUAAAUGAACGUGUGCUUUACAAGAAGCAAGGUAUCGGUGGUCUUCUCUUUGCUGUGUGACCUUUGCCUCCUGUGGGACAGAACAAUGUCACACAUUUGUGUUUUCAUCAAAUCCAUAAACUGAGUUAGAUUCGUCCCACCUUAUGUGCGAGCACAAGGUGAGAUCUGAAUGCAGCCCCACCAGGACGCGCUCCUGAAGCUCCGCCCACACUGCUGUUGCUCUGCAUUCAAGAACAAACCCAUCAUUCACUUGAUUCAUGUUCUGGUGGCUGGCCUCAAGUUUAAUGAAUGAAACCUAGAAUCUGGUGUUUUUGUCCUCGCCACAUGUGAUGGAAUCCAACUGAAUGUCUUUUCUUUUUUCUUUUUUUUAUAAAGAAAAUCAUUUGCCAGGUAUUUUGCAAAUGCACUGUAGGACAUAUUAUAUAUGUCCAUAUGAUUGUUGAUAGAGUCAAAUGAAUGCCGUUGAAUGUGUUGGCAUACUUUUGAAUUCGCCUUUGCAAGCUGGCAUGUGAUCAUGUGGAGUCCGCAUGGUGGACAGUGUUGACAAUAUGUGUGUACGCCUGCCACGACGCACACACACCGGGACGCGUGGAGCUCGUCUUUAUCUUCAGUUUGAGGGAUCUUUCCAUUUCACUCAUGUUUUUUUUUUUUUCUAUUUCAAAACUGUGUCGACUUCUUUUGUAAGCACACAUUUUCACUUUCUACUUUAUGUACUGUAACAUGCAAUACAUUGAUACAUUAAAAUUGCUUCUCCGGCUAGAUUGCU
This is a messenger RNA of Pseudoliparis swirei, 3938 nucleotides long. It is a transcript of the gene abhd13, whose product is annotated as abhydrolase domain containing 13. The record is from RefSeq and is a predicted model, not a curated record. The transcript is spliced from 2 exons. Gene Ontology annotation, cellular component: membrane. Lineage: Eukaryota; Metazoa; Chordata; Actinopteri; Perciformes; Liparidae. Bases 231 to 1286 code for a protein of 351 amino acids. Gene Ontology annotation, molecular function: palmitoyl-(protein) hydrolase activity.